Messenger RNA from Aricia agestis (brown argus), 4380 nucleotides. RefSeq names its product putative leucine-rich repeat-containing protein DDB_G0290503. Gene Ontology annotation, molecular function: chromatin insulator sequence binding. NCBI's taxonomy places the organism in Eukaryota, Metazoa, Arthropoda, Insecta, Lepidoptera, Lycaenidae. The coding region runs from base 80 to 4039 and encodes 1319 amino acids. Gene Ontology annotation, biological process: regulation of transcription by RNA polymerase II. Gene Ontology annotation, cellular component: chromosome. The record is from RefSeq and is a predicted model, not a curated record. The transcript has 7 exons.
UGAACAUUUCAGCUUGGGUAAAAGAUAAACUUCUCGUGCAAUUUCUUUAGAAUUUACAAUAAAUAAAGAAAAAUUUACAAUGACGACAGAAAAGCAGUUCAACUGUGUGUUCUGUAAAGAGACUUUUUCUAAUAAGGAGGAUUUGCAAAUACAUUUUCGAAAACAUGGAGACCCUAGUUUCAAAAGCGGUACACCUAAUGAUUCUCCUAAUGGUAGUGAAAAGACAACAGAGGAAAAUGAAAUGGUUGGUUGUGAUGUGUGCGAGGAGGUAUUUCCAACAAUUUCCAAAGCUAUUACACACAAACACAAGGUACACCCAGACCAUGAUGCCAAAUACUUUUGCCCUUUUUGUGGGAAACUAUUUACAAUGAAGCACUUGUAUAACAAGCAUAUACAAACAAACCAUGAUUCCCAAUUGAGUGUAGAGAAAUCAGAUUUCCACUGUGACAGCUGUGAAGUAAUGUUCUUUGUACCUUCAGCAAUGUUAUACCAUAAUAAAUUCUUUCACCGCCAAGACUCGGAACUGCCUGCGACAGGGGGUUCUAAGAAAGUUAAAUUGUAUUCUAAGGAAAUGAUACAGCUGUUCUACUGUGCAUUUUGCGGAGAAGAAUACAACAACAAAGUUAAUUUACAUAAACAUGUAUCAGAUGAUCACAGUGAUGAGAAUCAGAGUCCUGAUGAAGUGUUGAAGUGUCCCCUCUGUGAAGCAAUAUUCCAUCAUUUAGAUGCAUAUGAACUGCACUUAAUGUUUCACUCAACAGAAGAUGAAUAUAGUGAAAGGAAUGAAAUGGCUGAUGAAGUAACAGAGUUUUCGCUAGAAACGGUGCCGCCAAUAAUGGAGAAAGUUGAAAACGAAAGUUCACAAGACAAUACCGCUGAUGAAGCUGUGGAUGUAGAUAAUUUUCUUCAGUUAAUGAUGGGCGAUUCUGGAGAUGGUGGAGGUGAAAAAAAGAAGAGUAAAAAGCACAAGAAGCAUAAAAAAUCAAAAAAGGCAGCUAUAUCACUUGAUGAGUUUCUAAACAUGAACAAGGAUGUUUUUGGUGACGGGUUGGAUGUUCAGGGAAUAGAAGAAGUACCAUCACGAGUAAUGCUAAAAAAAAUGCAAGUAAAGAAGUGUCCUCCUAAUAAAGCUAAGGCUUUGAAUGCUGACAUUAAUAAAUUACAGAAAAUAGGUAUUACAGUCAAAACAAAAUCUGGUAGUAAUUUUAGGCCAACGGUCAAUAGGUGUAUAACUAAUCAACCCGCUCAAAGAAACGUAGUUGACAAGUCAAAAGUUAACGAUCCGAAAGAACUGAUAUCAAAAUUAAUGCGCCAAGGUAACAGCCAAAUAAAAAUAGUCAAGAAAACUGCCUCACAAAAUACUUUGGAAGAUGAAUCUGAAAAAUACGACAUGUCAGAAACUAUUGCAGAACUAAAAGAUGAAGAUAAUUCUAUUGUUAAUAGUAAUCAAAAUAGUGAGAAAACUUGCCAAGACGAUAUGUCUGCUGAAAAUGGAAAAUAUGAUAAAGAAGAUGACAAUGAUGAAAGAAAAUGCAAAACCCCUAACAAUGAUCAGGGAAAUGAGUCAGUUGAAAAAGAAGAAAUCAAGGAACCUGGAGUAGAAAGACAAAAUGAAAUCGAACCCGAGAUUCAAAAUUCAACCAUAGAUGAAAAAUUAUCAAGUAGUGUUUCUCCUCCAAAUAUAUCGACAGUAACAGACGAACCAAGUGAAUUACAUGAUGAUACCAAGGAAGACAAUGUAUCCGAUACAUGUGCAUCAGAUGAAGAAUGUAGUGAUAGCAAUGAUCAUUCAGAAACGAACUCAUCUAAUAAAGCUAUUGGAGCAUUAAAACAUCUAAGUAACUUGGUUAUAAAACCCAUAAAAUCAGCUAAAACAUUACAGGUUAACAAAAAUGGAAAAAAAGUUACAAACACUAUAGCAGAGACAAAAAAUGCCUGCAGCAAUCCCACAAAGACAAGCGAAGUUUCUUCUAAUAAUGUGUUUGAGCAACAAAAUAUGAGUGUACAAAACAAAAUGACAGAAGUGUUAAAAAAUUUGGGAAAAAAUGUAACUAUUAAGUCUGCCACGAGUAAUAUCGACAAAUUAGACUCAGAGGCAAAAGAAAGCGAAUGUGAAGAGGAACAUGAACAUAAUAAUAGUUUAAAUAAAAUGCAGUUGAAUCAACAAAGACCUACUAUUGUAAGCAUGGCUGAGGGUAACAAAGUGAAUAAUUUGCCAUUAAAACAAUUAUCUGCCGCGAAAAACGGAAACGAAAAUAGUACAAACGCAUCGAAUAAUAAGCCUGAGGUUAAAAUUGAAAAGCCUGUACAAAAAAAAGCUAUUGAUGAUGAAAUAGAAAUAUUCAACAUAGAUGAUUCAGACAGCGAUGACGCUGCUAAGGUGCAGAAACCAAAAAAUAAUAUAGAAAUACCUAAAAAGAAAGAACCACAACAAUCAAACACAUUAGUGCACAAUCUUGGCUCUAACAUCACUAUCAAAGCCGCUACUCACAGGACUGAAGUGAAAAGAAAAUUAGAUAGUAAUGCGUAUACAAAUCAACCUAAGAAAGUUAACAAACCAACUCCGGAAAUUCAAAAAAGUAUUAACAUACAGAACAAAUUAAAAAAUUUAGGCAGUCACAUAACAAUAAAAUCUAACAGUACGUCGACUUAUAGUAAUGAAGAACAUAAUUCUUUCGAUGAGGAUGAGGCACACAGUGACAAUUUUGAUAGUGACUCCGAUACCGAAGUGGGAAAAGUAAAAAUAACAGAAGUAACUGAAGAAACAAGUGAUGUUGACGAGGCCGCUAAUGGCGAGUGUAAUGCGGUCGCCGUAGUCCGGUCACCUGAAGCACAGGAUAAUGACAGCGAUCAUUUUUCUAACGAGGAAGAUUUCGAUUUUGAGUCAAAAAUUAAAACAAACGUUUUAAAUGCAUCCGAUAAACAGACUCCUAAAAGUAAAUUUCCUGAUAACAUUAAAUGUCUCAAUAAAGAUUUAGUGAUCAAAACCGUUAAUCAAAAAAACAAUCCAGACGAUAUGGCUUUAACUCCUUAUGAAAAUAAAAGUAGCAUGCCUUCUAAAACAGCUGCACAAACUAGUGGGUCUUCUAGUCAAGUGAAUACAGUAAAUCGUAACGUUAAUACUUCAGAUGAAGUUAAUACCGUCAAAACGGUUAAGAAAUAUCAAACUGAAACUGUUAUAGAAGAAAUCACGACCGUUACCAGAACUAUAAGGACAUUUAACGAAUCGAGUAAUUCAGUAGUUCAAACAAGCAACCAAAAUUGUGGAACACCACUUAAAAUUAACAGGAAUCAGCCUAAUAGGGCACCGCAACAAGUAAAAGUAACGCGGCAUACGGCUCCUGGAGUUAUGAGGAUGAGAACUGCCGGAAACGUAAUAAGACAGAGUAGCCCUGGUAAUAUUAGGAUACCGAAUCAAAUAGUUCCAAUUAGGAAUGCACCUAGUCAAGUACGGCAAAUGAAUCCCAUACAAAGACAUCAACUUUCACCAGGUAUGCAAGUAAUAAGAAAAGUGGGUCCCGCGACAAAUAGCCAACAAAGACCAACUCCAAACAAAUUGAAAAUGUCGCCAAACGUUGUUAAACAACUGAACGCAAAGAGGCCUUCGGAGGCAAACAUUGUAAGUAAUGUAAAGAAAUACAAGGAAUCUACAAUGUCCAUGGCGACUCAAAAAAGUAACACUCCUAUGGAGCAAUUUACCGCGUCCACGAGUAGAUCUGAGUUUUCUAGUGUAACCAAAGUGAUGCAAGGCGGUAAGGCGAUGAUGGCGACGCAAACGCGAUCCGAGGUCAAUACUCAGCAGCAGUUGAGUAGACUCAGCAACAUGUCUGGGUUGAAAGUAAUGAAAACUAGCACAAAGCAAGCGACACAAGUGGAGGAGAAAAGUGAAAUUAGUGCAUCAAAAAGAAACACUUUAGAAGGUAUAGAAAAAUUACAAAAACUAGGACUUUUAGUUAAAAAACCUAGGAUUGACGUCGAAGAAACGAAUGAACAGAAUUUUUAUAGCGAGAGUGACGAGGAGAAUAAUUGUGAACAAUGAUUAAUAGCUGUUAGUUCAUUUGUGAUUGUGACUGAACCCAAGUUAUCAUUUUAUGUGAUGAACCUACCUAAAGACUACGAAUGCUGAGUAUUUGUAAAUAUAGCACUAAAAUAUCCAAGAUGUAAAUAUUGUUUGUAUUGUUAAAAAUAUUAUAAAUAAUAAUAGUAAGAUGCUACUAUUGAUGGAUUUAGGUAUGGAGUUAUCGACAGGAUAUUAUUUUUGUUUGUCUCAAAUAGUGUGUCUGUAAAUUACUUAUUUAUUAAUGUAUUUACUUACUUAUUUCUCGACUGACAUUUCUGGUUGCCUACAAAUUGGGAAAAUUAAAUAGCUUAUUUAUAAGA